AUGCCUUACCUCUACCGGGCCCCAGGGCCUCAGGAGCCCCCCUCCCCCAAGGAUGCCCGCAUCACCCACUCCUCGGGCCAGAGCUUUGAGGAGCUGAGGCAGACGUGUCUGCAGAAGGGCGUUCUGUUGGAGGAUGCAGACUUCCCAGCCAACAGCUCCUCUCUCUUCUACAGUGAGAGGCCCCAGCUUCCCUUCGUGUGGAAAAGGCGGGGGCGACUGCCUGGCCGUCCAGUGGGAACGUGGGGCGGGCGCUCUGCCAGCACCACCUUCUUGGCAAACACAGCUCUGCUUGGGGGCCGGGGAGUGGUGCCCGAGAGCAACCAGAGCCAGGAAAGUCAGGGGACGUCGGGGGUGCCGGAGAGGCGCCUCGUCCCCCCGGGAGCCCGGGGCAAGGAGGCUCUGAGGGGGAACCUGGGCCUGGGGUUGGGAGUGAACGGGAGCUACGAGGCUCUGAAGGGGGGCAGCGCCAUCGAGGCCACAGAGGACUUCACCGCGGGCGUGGCAGGGACCUUCACAACCAAGGAGGCUCCCGGGAACUUCUCUGAGAUUCUAGACAAGGCCUUGAAGAGGGGCUGUCUGGUGGGCUGCUCCAUUGACAUCAGAAAUGCUGCAGAACCUGAAGCCCGGACACCUUUUGGCCUCAUUAGGGGUCAUGCCUACACAGUGACGGGCGUUGACCAGGUAAACUUCCGAGGCCAGAAUACAGAGCUCGUCAGAGUCCGGAACCCUUGGGGCCAAGUUGAGUGGACUGGGUCCUGGAGUGACAGUUCUUCUGAGUGGCGUUCCGUUGGCCCCGCCGAGCAGAAGCGCCUGUGCCACGCUGCUCUAGACGAUAGGGAGUUCUGGUGCGGUGCUUGUCUCUGUUUUCCUUUCCGCGUUAACUCCAUCACAGGUGACUCCCAUGGAGGGGACGAGGGACGUGUGACGGACGCCUGCCGCCUCGAGCUCCCCCAGAUCCCCUGCUCCUCCCAGCUGCAGAUCGGCUUUUCAGAGCUGACGUUAGAAACGGACAUCAAAUUCGAGAAGCUAAGCCUGACUUCCUGUAAAAACAUCAUUUCUCUAAUGGACACCAGUGGCAAUGGGAAGCUAGGGUUCGGUGAAUUCAGAGUGUUCUGGGACAAGCUGAAGAAGUGGACGAACCUUUUCCUUCAGUUUGACGCUGACAAGUCUGGCACUGUGUCCCCCUAGCUGCGGACCGCCCUGAGAGCCACAGGCUUCCAGCUCAGCUCUCCCCUCUUGCAGCUGAUCGUUCUCAGGUGCGCAGACCAGGAGCGCCAGCUGGGCUUCGAUGACUUCCUCAACUGCCUGGUCCGGCUGGAGACUGCAAGCCGGAUGUUCCAGGCCCUCGGCACGAAGAACAAGGAGUUCAUUCAUCUCAACAUAAAUGAGGUAUGA
Molecule: messenger RNA, 1395 nt
Organism: Lagenorhynchus albirostris (white-beaked dolphin)
Lineage: Eukaryota; Metazoa; Chordata; Mammalia; Artiodactyla; Delphinidae
Gene: CAPN9
Product: calpain 9
Biological process (GO): proteolysis
Cellular component (GO): cytoplasm
Molecular function (GO): calcium-dependent cysteine-type endopeptidase activity; calcium ion binding
Source: RefSeq, a predicted model, not a curated record